Messenger RNA from Acanthosepion pharaonis, 477 nucleotides. Lineage: Eukaryota; Metazoa; Mollusca; Cephalopoda; Sepiida; Sepiidae. The record is from the annotation of a GenBank genome assembly.
AUGUCGCCUCAUCCUCUCUGCUCUUCUCUUCUCUUCUCUUCUCUUCUCUUUCUUUCUUUCUUUCUUUCUUUCUUUCUUUCUUUCUUUCUUUCUUUCUUUCUUUCUUUCUUUCUUUCUCUAAAGUUUUCAUUUUUAAAAAAUUCUAUCUAUCUAUCUAUCUAUCUAUCUAUCUAUCUAUCUAUCUAUCUCUUGUCACUCCAAUUGUCCACAUGUAUAUCUAUGCAGCAAACACACCUGUGUAUUUUUUACACCUCAAAUAUACAAAAUAUGCCUAAGAAGGAACAAACUCCAAAUGCCCAAAUAAAGAAAAACGAUAGUCCCUGCCCAAGGCUUCAAUUGUAUGUCACCUGUCGACCAUUUUAUUAUCAAUAUAAUUAUUAUUAUUUUUAUUGUUUUUUAUCUCUCGAAUUUCGUUCAUCGGCCUACUAUAUCUAUCUAUCUAUCUAUCUAUCUAUCUAUCUAUCUAUCUAUCUAUAA